AUGGAUACGGCUCAGGGGAAUGGAGCCAACAAUGGAAUGAAGGUGAAGGUAUCGACUAAUGUUGGUACCCUUUUGAUCGUCAAGGCGUCAGAUUCGAGGGUUUUGCAGAUCAUGUCAAAAUCAUUGCUUUUGGCGAUUGUUUUGCUCACGUUACCUUACAUUGGUUCUAUUGUAGUAGGUCCUUCAAAUGCUAUUUAUGGUUCCGAUAUGGACUUCAAUCUUGCAAGUUUCAAGAGUUUGGCCAUCCUUUUUCAUGAUUUGGUUGAUGAAGGCCUUUUGAGGAGGGGCCACAAAGGCCUAAUUCUGGGCUAUGGCAUUGAUGGUCUGGCCAAAGAUUUGGAGUUCUUAAAAGACAAUGACAACAAUUUGGUAAUUCAAUCAAGUAGCAACUUGGAGGACAAAAAUUUAAUUCAAGAUGAGACAUUUGAUUUUGUCGUAAGCUUUAGAUUCAACAAAAUCAAGGCUGUCGAUCGCGUUCUCAAGAAAGGAGGCAUUGUGAUCACACAAUUGAGCAGCAAUCCUUCAACUAUGCUGAAAAAACAACCAAAUUAUCGAGUUGUGUAUUUACGCUCAUUUGAGAAAACAAUCGUGGCAAUGAGGAAAGUAGGAUUAAGCAACGUGUUAGCUAAUUCCACAAGAAAGCCAACAGGUUGUGGCAUUAUACAAGAGGAAAGGAAAGCGGCGCUGAAUGGCUUAGAAGAUGCUUUGCUUGAGCCACCAAGACGGACUCUGCUGAAAUCCAACAAUGGAAUGAGGAAGAUCAGAUUCCUUCCAGAUUUGUUAGAAGAUUCUCUUGCAACAUAUGAACGUAGAAUUUUCAUUUCUGACGAGAAAAAUGGUGUUCAGGAAUGGUUUAAGAAGAACUAUCCGACCAGGAAGCAACAUUUUGAGAUGUAUACAUUGGAGGUAAGAUCUUUCCGUUCAGAUAAAUCCUCUAGAAGAAGCAUGAUAGCUCCUCAGGUGACUGGACUACCGGAUUGGUUGCGGAAUAAUGUGAAGGAAGAAGACUUUGUUGUGAUGAAGGUGGAAGCACAACUAGUUGAGGAGCUGAUGAAGGAGAAGACAAUGUGCUUGGUGGAUGAGUUGUUUCUUGAGUGCAAGAACCAGUGGCAAGAUGAUGAAGCUGAACAAAGAAAAAGCAAGAUGACUUAUUGGCAAUGUUUAGCACUAUAUGGAAGCUUGAGAGAUCAAGGGGUAGCAGUGCACCAGUGGUGGAGUUGA
Coffea eugenioides is the source of this 1221-nucleotide messenger RNA. RefSeq lists its product as uncharacterized. The transcript has a single exon. The record is from RefSeq and is a predicted model, not a curated record. Lineage: Eukaryota; Viridiplantae; Streptophyta; Magnoliopsida; Gentianales; Rubiaceae. The coding region runs from base 1 to 1221 and encodes 406 amino acids.